UUCCCCUAAACUAGACACGCGGACACACAAACUAAACUAGGGUUUCUCUCAUCUCUCAUUUGGUCCGCCUCUCAUCCUCUGCUCUCUCUCUAUGACGACUUUCAGGCCUCUCUCUCAGAUCUCACCAGAUCUGUGAGGAUUUCACCAGAUCGAGAGGGUUUGCCAUUUCAUCCAUCUCCCUGUUUCUCUCUCAAAGAAGAUCUAGGGUUUCUCUAGGCGGAGCCGAGCCACUGGCUCACUGCGACCUCGUCGGCGGUUUGAUACUUCCAUGGAACCAAAUAGUCCGAGCCGUGUAGGCUGCUCAUAUCACCAAAUCCGGAUUCAGUGACACUCUUUUCGUUUUCAGGAGUGAAGAACAAGCAGAUCCGGUAUCCUGUAUGUUCGUAGACCUCAUAUCACCCCGGUAUGUAUUUGGUAUUUUUGUAGAGCUAGGGUUUUUUGUAUUUUUCAGAUCCGUAAAAUGAUGAUUUGGGAAAUACAAAUCAAUGCCGAACUUGAUUUCGUUUUCCUCAGGUUAACUUUUUCUCUGUCUGCAUGUUCACCGAGUUUUGUGUCAGAUUUGUGUCUGUAAUGUUACGAUUUUGUUUAAUAAUGUGUGAUAGUGAAUGUACAGGUGCAGAUCUGGAGUUUUGAUGCUUUAGUAGAUUUUGAGAUUAGAACGAAAUUAGUGGUUGAAUUUAUUGGUUGAAUUGGUUCAAUGUCUUGUUGAACAAUGUUUAAAAAGAGGAUUAAGUGAAUUUAUUGAGAAGUUUGAAUUGGUUAGUAUGAAAUGCUUGCUGCUUAAAAAUAGAAAAUAAAAAUCAUGAUCCUCUUUUUAGACAUUGUUCAACAGGACAUUGAACACUUUGACAAACAAAAACCAUUGUCUUGUCAACAAAGUGAUGGCAGAAUUAGCAGCAGCCAAAGUGAAAUCAAUCUUCAUAUAUCCAAUAAAAUCCUGCAGGGGCAUCUUUGUCUCAGAAGCACCCUUCUUUUCCACUGGGUUUAGAUGGGAUAGACAAUGGAUUGUUGUGAAUUCCAAAGGUAGAGCCUGUACACAAAGAGUGGAUCCAAAGUUGGCUUUAGUUGAAGUAGAGUUGCUUCAGGGUGCAUUUGUUGUUGGUUGGAAGCCAAAGAAGGGGUCUCACUUAGCUGGGGGGUACGGUUAAGAAUUCGCUGCUUGCUGGUUCACAUAAAUGGAUGGAUUUAGUGGUAACAAUGGAGUCAUUGUUCUUGCUGCUACCAACAGACCUGAGAUUCUUGAUUCGGCUUUUCUUAGACCGGGGCGGUUUGACCGACAGGGUGUCAAAGGAUUCUAUGCUCCCGCUCUUGGUGGGAUCUUGUUGUCAAUUGGUUUUAAGCUUUCCAUAGAAGAUUUCGCUCUUGCUUUCAAAAGGCCUUUACCAUUAUCCAUGGGGUUUCUAGCCCAAUACGCAUUAAAACCGGCUCUCGGUGUAUUUGUGGCUAGAUCAUUCGGUGUAGCUCCCAUGUUCUAUGCAGGAUUUGUGUUAAUGGCGUGUGUUUCGAGUGCACAGUUGUCUAGCUAUGCUAGCUUCUUGAGCAAAGGGGAUGUAGCUUUAAGCAUUUUGUUAACCAGUUCAAGUACCAUCGCCUCUGUUCUUUUCACCCCUCUUUUAACUGGUCUUCUCAUCGGUUCCAUUGUCCCUGUUGACGUUAUCGCAAUGUCUAGAUCAAUCUUACAGUCUCAUCCAUGGUUAGCAGAUGUAGAUAGAGAACUAUGCAGACUCAUGGACUGCAAAAAACUAUCAUUAGAAGCCUGCACACACGCCGCACAGAAUGGAAGUUCUUUUCUUCGAGCAGUUGCAGCUCAGGACCUCUAUCGCCGGCUGUUUCUUGGUCUCGGACAAUCUUGCAGACGGGUCGAGACAGUUUAGAAGUGGGUUAGGUGCAGCAUCAGAGGAGGGCGGUUGGAACACGGUUGGAACGCAGCGUUGAUACCACUGCACCUACAUUUGCCACCACCGGUGUCCUCUUCACGAAUAGCCACCACUCGCCGUGACAACCACCUGGAACUGUCGCCGUUUGUUCGAAUCACCUUCUUUCACUGUUCGACACAACCGCCGGCGACUAUCCAUUAUUCGAGGUAGGUGUGCAUGCUGAACAUGGUUACUCGAGAAGCCUGGCUCGAUUUGCGGCUAAUAUGGGCCCCGUUGUCUGGGAAAUCGCGUCAAAGAAAAUCAGAAAAGCUUUGCUGCCAGGUGUCACGUUCGGUCCUGGUGUUGUUGGUGAACCCGAACCUCCCGCCCCAUCUAUAUCAUUUUUGCCAUCUGAAAAUUACAGUUAUACCCCCAGGUUAGCCAGUAACGAUAUUCUAAACAAACCCGAAACCCCAUCCACUUCAGGACCAAAAUCUGAAGAUUCUGAGGUAAAAAGUAACAAAACCGUACCCCACAUAGGUAAAAACGGUUUUAAUGAUGACCCAAGGAGUUAUCUUUCAAAACGUGGUACAAUUGAUGAUGCACAAGGUACAAAAGGUGAUACGAGUAAUCCUGAAAAUCCGUCAUGCCAGCAAGUACCAUCAAUGAACCACAGACAGUUUACAGUUCCGGUUCCACUGGACCUAAAUGUUGGGGUUCAGGACCAUCUGUCUCACCAGGAUACCUUGGACUGAAGAUUGGUUCACCUCAGCAGCCGGAUUUAGCGUUGCAGCUCUGAGUCUGUGUCGGCUCUUGUGUUUGGGUUAAGGAGGUUGUGGGUCAUCUGGUAAUGGAUGCAAGUUAGUCUAUAGUGUAGGAAACUGUGUACAGAUUAAGGAUCUCCUUGUAACUUUGUACUCAAGAUUGAUUGUAGUAUGAUGAACCUGAACUAGAAAUAAAAAACACCAGCAUUGUUUUUUUUUUUUCUGACAUUUUUUUGGCAUAAGUUGUUGUAUGUAGGGAACCUUGAAAAUUUCACUUUGAUGUACUAUACUCUUUAAAACCUACCCUUUAAUGCAUCUUACAUUCAAGGUUA
Helianthus annuus (common sunflower) is the source of this 2952-nucleotide messenger RNA. Its product is annotated as probable sodium/metabolite cotransporter BASS3, chloroplastic. Gene Ontology annotation, cellular component: membrane. The coding region runs from base 1176 to 1874 and encodes 232 amino acids. The record is from RefSeq and is a predicted model, not a curated record. The transcript has 10 exons. NCBI's taxonomy places the organism in Eukaryota, Viridiplantae, Streptophyta, Magnoliopsida, Asterales, Asteraceae. Gene Ontology annotation, molecular function: ATP hydrolysis activity; ATP binding.